GUGAGACUGAAAAAUGUUCUCUACUUAUGUUUAAUGCAUGCAUGGUGGAAGGAGCUAAAGAAAGUUGAGAGGAGAUAGAGAAGGCUUCAUUCACCUAACAAGGACUUGAGAAAUAAUGGCAUUCCAAUUUCCAUGGUGGAUUUAAGUUCACGUUACCCUUUGCUCUUCCAUCCCUUCGGCCUCUUCAGUUUCUUCUUUCUUAGACCCUGAGACGCCACUGAGACAAGGAAGUGGAAAAGAUUUCAUCCCCAGUUCUCUACUGCCUCUGCUACUGGUUGACACAGUGAGCCUAAAAUGGCUUCAGGUCUGGUGGAUUUGGUCUUCUCAUGGUCUCUUAGAGAUGUACUCAACGACCAACUCCUCAAAGCUAAGGUGAAGAAGAUCCCAAAGACUUUCUUGUCAGUACAGGAUUACUUCACAUCAUACAUUUCACCCCUCAUUGAGGAAACACACGCUGAACUGUGUUCGAGCAUUAUGAACCUGUCCCGAGCAACACCUAAAUGUCAAAUAGUUAAUGUUGAAGAACAUAAACUAGAUUAUAAGCCACCACGAGAUUUGUUUUAUAACAUUGAAGUCUUAAAAGAGAGCGAUCGUAAGCAUGAAAAAGAUUUCUAUGAGCCUCAAGUAGGAGAUCUCAUUGCUUUGUCAGAUGUAAGACCUGUACGCAUUGACGAUUUAAACAGGCCUAGAAGAUCAUAUCUUCUUGCUUUAGUCACAGCAGGAAAAUUUGCGGACGAAGAGGAAGAGGAAGAGGAAGAUGAAGACUACUGUUUCAUCAAAGUCCUUUCAUCAAAACCCAUUGUGUUCGAACGAAGAGAACUACUGCAGAAGAAGAGGGAACCUCUUUUUGCUGUUUAUCUGAUUAACAUGACUACAUAUAUCCGUAUAUGGAAAGCACUGCACCCAGAUAUGGAGGGGGGAAACUUGGACCUUAUCAAAGAGGUCUUGUGCACUGAUUCCACUGUCAGGGUUGAUUGUGAUCUCUGCUUACUGUCACAAGAUGACAGUAUCAGUGGAAAUUCUCUUCUCCCAGAUCUUCAAACCUUCAAGCUCAAUGAAUCACAGACCGAUGCAGUGGUAAGAUCCAUUGCUACAAGGAGUUGCAAUCAUAAGACUUCAGUGAAGCUUAUUUGGGGCCCUCCAGGUACUGGGAAGACAAAGACAGUUGGCACUUUGCUCUGGGUACUUCUAAAAAUGAAAUGCAGAACCCUCACAUGUACGCCGACUAAUAUCGCCUUACUGGAGGUCACAUCACGCCUCCUGAAGUUGGUUAGGGAGUCGCUUCAGCAUCACAAAUAUGGCUUGGGAGAUAUAGUGUUAUAUGGUAAUGCGACAAGACUGACGAUUAAGGAUCGCCAAGAUCUUCAUGAUGUUUUUUUGGUUUAUCGUGCCCGUGAACUUGCAAAGUGCUUUGCCCCACUCUCAGGGUGGAACCAUCAACUAAACUCCAUGAUACGCUUGCUUGAAGAUGCUAGUACAGAGUAUCAUUCUUAUUUGGAGGCGAAAAAGAACGAAAAGCAGGAUGCUUCUCAAAAUGAGAAAAAAGAAGACAAAAACAAAAAAGGGAAAGAGGUGGAUAUUUCUAAGAAGUCAAAGGGAAAAAACGAGGAAAUAAGGAAGAAAAAUAUUAUUAAGGACUUAAAAGAAAGAAAUAAAAAAAUAUUGCAAGAUAAGAUUCUUGCUCAAGACAGUAAACAAUUGAAUUGCCUGAAACCAGAGGAUCUUUCAAAAACAAAGAAAACUGAAGGACAGGAGGAUGAAAAAAAAGAUGUUUUGACAAUUGAGGAGUUCAUCAAGGAAAGAUUCACUGAUAUUUGGACAGAACUCAAAUUAUUUGUUUUUAUUUUGUGUAAACACUUACCUACAUCCUUCAUUUCGGUGAACAUAGUAGAAGACAUGAUUAAAGCUCUCCAUUUGCUUGAAUCUCUUGGAACUCUGUUACAUAGAUCGCUUACUGAUGAAGAGCUGAAGCGUGUCUUUGUUGAUUCUGGAGAUUUAAAGACCAAAGUUGGUGGCAAAAAUACAAUCAUACUACUUAUGAGAAGAAAUCAGUGUCUUCAGAUUCUCAAAUCAGUUCAUGAAGAAUUUUCUAUUCCUGAGUUUAUGGAUGAACAUUCAGUCAGCAAUUUCUGUUUGCAACAUGCUUACCUGAUUUUCUGCACAGCUACACGCUCAGCUAAGUUGCACACAGAUGGGACCGAACCAUUGGAGCUUUUGGUUAUUGAUGAAGCAGCACAGCUUAAAGAAUGUGAAUCGGCCAUUCCCCUCCAACUCCCUGGUGUCCGGCAUGCCAUUCUCAUAGGUGACGAACAGCAACUGCCAGCAAUGGUUCAAAGCAAGAUUUCAGAGGAGGCUAAUUUGGGAAGAAGUCUGUUUGAAAGGUUGGUAUCAUUGGGACACAAGAAGCACCUUCUCAAUAUACAGUAUAGAAUGCACCCAGCAAUAAGCUUAUUCCCAAACAUAGAGUUCUAUGGAAAGCAGAUUUUGGAUGCUCCAAAUGUCAAAGAAAAAAUCCAUGAAAAACACUUCCUUCAAGGUAAUAUGUAUGGGCCCUAUUCCUUUAUAAAUGUUGCUUAUGGAAGGGAGGAAAAUGAUGGGCAUGGAAAGAAAAACAUGGUGGAGGUGGCAGUGGUUUCUGCAAUUGUUAAAAGCCUCUCUGAAGCAUCAUUUGCUUCAAGGCAGGACCUUAGUGUUGGUGUAAUAUCCCCAUACAAGGCACAAGUAUUUGCAAUUAAAGAGAAACUUGGAAACACUUAUAAUACACUGAAAUAUUUCUCUGUGAGUAUUCGAACUGUUGAUGGGUUUCAAGGAGGCGAGGAGGAUGUAAUAAUAAUCUCUACUGUCAGGUCUAAUGGGAGAGGAUUAGUGGGUUUCCUUGCCAAUUUUCAACGUACAAAUGUAGCUUUGACCAGGGCAAGGUACUGCCUCUGGGUAUUGGGGAAUGGUCCAACUUUAAUCAACAGUGGUUCCAUUUGGAGGAAACUAGUCCUUGAUGCAAAGGACCGGGGAUGUUUUUUUAAUGCUGAUAACGAAAAGAGUUUGAAGGAAGCAAUAAUAGCUGGUCUGGUUGAACUUGGUGAAUUCGACAAGUUACUUAACACAGAUUCUCUGCUGUUUGCUGGAGCGAGGUGGAAGGUUCUCUUCAGCAAUGAUUUCUGGAAAUCCAUUGUCAAAAUAAGAAGGGUUGAGACUCAGAAUGAAGUGCUUUCUCUAUUAAUGAAGCUUGCAAGUGGAUGGCGUAAUCCCCAGAAGUGGAAAAAUCUCCACUUAAUGGAUGGCACUUCUUCUGAGCUGCUGAAUGUAUACAAGGUUAAUGAGUGGUUCAAUCUUGUUUGGACUGUUGAUAUUCUCAGAGAAAAUUCCAAGUACAUCCAAGUCUUGAAAGUUUGGGAUAUUUUACCAUUGCAAGAGAUACCAAACCUUGCUAAGCGACUGGAUGUCAUCUUUGGAAAUUAUAAAGUAGACGAAAUGAAACGCUGCAAGUUCAAAUGUUCUGAAGGGAAUUUGGAAGUUCCAAUGAGUUGGGAUACCUCAAGUGCUGCAACGUUGAUGGACCUGCCCAAUCCCAAACCUCUGCAGUAUUUAUCGAGUCAUUUCACUUCACUCCAUCUGGGGAAGGAACCAAAUGCAUCAGCAUCAGCAUCAGCACCAGCACCAGCACCAACAUAUAUAGCUAAAGACGGCAAAACCAAUGAUUUGGCUGAAACUACAAAGAUGAAGUGGAGGAGCCUUCCAGGGUUGCUGAAACGUGGGAUAAGAGUUGGUGGCUCAAAAUGCCUACGUAUUUUAAGGCUACUGCAUACAUCCAGAUUAAAGAAGAAUCUAUGAAAUUAUCUAAAAUUCUUCUAUUGCAGACAUUUGCUAAGACAUCUCUCCUACAUAUUAUUGGAUUUUGCUACUGAGAAGUAUGGAAAGAAAUACCUUUAUACAAAGCCAGGGUUGUAUCUCUGUUCAAUAUAAAUCAAAGCAAUCCCAAACAGCACUCUUCUUUUUCUUCCUUCUAA
Molecule: messenger RNA, 4004 nt
Organism: Macadamia integrifolia
Lineage: Eukaryota; Viridiplantae; Streptophyta; Magnoliopsida; Proteales; Proteaceae
Exons: 11
Coding region: 295-3828 (1177 amino acids)
Molecular function (GO): helicase activity
Source: RefSeq, a predicted model, not a curated record